This is a messenger RNA of Trichoderma aggressivum f. europaeum, 681 nucleotides long. RefSeq lists its product as uncharacterized. The record is from RefSeq and is a predicted model, not a curated record. The transcript is spliced from 2 exons. Gene Ontology annotation, molecular function: riboflavin reductase (NADPH) activity; biliverdin reductase [NAD(P)H] activity. Lineage: Eukaryota; Fungi; Ascomycota; Sordariomycetes; Hypocreales; Hypocreaceae. Bases 1 to 681 code for a protein of 226 amino acids.
AUGCACAUCUUCAUCUCCGGAGCCACCGGACGCAACGGCCGCAUCGCCCUCUCCAACGCCCUCUCCCGCAACCACACCGUCACCGUCCUAACCCGCAACCCAUCCUCCCUCCCCCCACACCCAAACCUCACCAUCAUACAAGGCUCCCCCUCCUCCCAACAAGACGUCCAAACCGCCCUCCUAACACCAUCCCCCCCCUCCACCGUCCUCAUCACCCUCAACCAGCGCCGCACCUCCGACAGCCCCUUCGCCCCCCUCUCCCCCGACUCCCCCCCCAACCUCCUCGCCGCAACAACCAGCGUCCUCCUCGCCGCCGUCGCCGCCACGCCACUCGCAGCACACCCUCCCAAGGUCGUCGUAAACUCCAUCUUCGGCGCUCGCGAGUCCUGGAAGAACCUCAGCUGGGCUUUCCGCGCCGUCCUGAGCCACAGCACCAUGAAGUUUGCCGUCAAGGACCACAACGACAUGGAUACGCUGGUCCGGGAGAGCGGCGUGCCGUUUGUCUUUGCGAGAGCGCCGAGAUUGACCGAAGGGCCGGCUGCACAAGUUAAAAUCUGGCCGGACAAUGGUCAGGGAUGCGGCUGGAACGUGACGCUGAGCAGGGAAAGCUUGGGAGCGUGGCUCAUCACGGCAGCAGAGUCCGAUGAGUGGGAUGGCAAGGCCCCGGUGCUGACCAACUGA